GCGUAGCAUGGCUGAGUUCAAUUCCUCCACUCUUAAAACUGGCUGGUAUUGUUCUCACUAGCUCCGUCUAAAACUCCCUGUUGCUUUUGUAAAAUGGCCACCUGCCGGUUGAAAUCCUAUCUAUGUUGUCGUUGCUAUAGUGGUCAGUGCCCUUAGUUACACCUAGCUACGUCACGGGCAUGCCACUUAAACUGAGAGAAACAUUCAUGUCAACUACACAAGCAACUGGCGGGAGGCAGACCAGUUUGCUAUUUACAAGCUUGACGGAGGGGUUGAACAAGGGUCUACUGAGUAGCAACUCCAGCUUGGUGGUCAAAACGGGACUUGAACCCGCGACAGCCGCAUUUCAAGUCAGGCGCCCUAACCACUCGGCCACGCUGUCUUCUCCACUCCCUAUGUUUGCUUCUUUUCGUACAGUGAUUUAUUUCAAUGUUUAUUGACGUUGGCCAGUAAGGUAUUGACACGUGCAUGUCGUUGUUUCCGUUUCAUUUCAGGUGAUAAACGCUGGCCACUUCUGGGCUCAGAAACCUGACAGCGAGUCUGCGAGAAAGCUACAAAUGUUGCAAGAGAAUAUUAACAUGUACGAUGGUAGAAACCUAGAGCGCAUUGAAAAAAGGGACCUCUCUGUUGGCACACUAUGUCUGGCUUUAUACGCUGAAGAUGAAUUGUUCUACAGAGCCAGAAUCCUGGCCAUCCAUGAUGGAAAAUUUCUUAGUGUGGAGGUUCUUUACCUGGACUUUGGCAACGAAGGAGUGGUCAAGCUUGGUCAUCUGAAGAAAAUGAAGAGGGAAUUUAUGAACCUUCCUUUUCAGGCAUUUGAGUGUAGACUAUGUGAAGUUGCCCCCAUGCCCUUUGCCCAUUGUCCUGUGGGCGCAUGGUCUCCCAGAGCCACUCAACGGUUUAUACAGCUUACAGAAAACAAGAAACUAGCUGCUAAGGUGUACUCCUUGGUCAGGAACGUGCUUAACUUGGAUCUGUACGACACCAGCACUGAGGAGGACGUGCACAUCAAUCAAGUGCUCAUAGACGAAGGUUUUGCUCUAUUUCAAGAAGAGUCUCGAGCAUCCAAGAUGGCUAACCAGAAUGCUUCCUCUGGUGAGGGUGUACCAGCUGAUGACAACACAGCCUGGAUUGAUCCAUGGAUUGAAAAUGAGCCUGAUCCUCGCAAUGAUGUUGUAACCAAGGUAACUCUCCGAGGACCUGAGAGUCCCAUUGAAAUGGGUUUCUACAGUGUGACCAACAUAGGACGGCUGAAGUAAGAAAGUCUGCGUGUUGCUAUCCAUUGUAUUUACAUGUUUUCCGCCUCCGCGAAGCUAGAGGGGGGCGCAGUGGCCUAACAGAAAACGAGCUGGACUACACACUGAGAGGUGUUGGCUCGACCCCUGGCCGGGGACAUUGCGUUG
Molecule: messenger RNA, 1403 nt
Organism: Orbicella faveolata
Lineage: Eukaryota; Metazoa; Cnidaria; Anthozoa; Scleractinia; Merulinidae
Product: ATP-dependent RNA helicase TDRD9-like
Cellular component (GO): intracellular anatomical structure
Molecular function (GO): RNA binding; helicase activity; ATP binding
Source: RefSeq, a predicted model, not a curated record